CCUGGCGCCGCCUCAAGGGCCGGCUCCCCCUCGCCGCCCUUCAAGGGCCGCCGGUGCUGCGGGGAGUCGCCGACGCAUUUCCUAGCGGGCGGGUACCGGGUCCGUGGCGAGGAGCUCCGCUCCCCCCUGCCCGAGUGCCCCGGCACCCCGCCCCACAAGACCUUCCGCAAGCUGCGCCUCUUCGACACGCCGCACACGCCCAAGAGUUUGCUUUCCAAAGCUCAAGGAAUGGGCUCCAGCUCAGUUAAACUCCGGGUAGGAUCCCUCUUCAUGAAUGUGGGGAAGUCAGAAAAACACGAUGCUGUUAUGAGACGGACGCCUCACGUGAACAUUAAUCCCUUUACUCCAGACUCGCUGUUCCUUCAGACUUCAGCUGGACAGUGUCGUAGGAGAAAGAGAACUCACUGGAAUGACUCUUGUGGGGAGGACAUGGAAGCAAGUGAUGGCGAACUUGAAGAUGAAACUAUCAGACCUGCAAAGCGGAUCACAAUAACAGAAAGUAAUAUGAAGUCACGGUAUGAAACAGAAUUUCAUGAAUUAGAGAAGAUUGGGUCUGGAGAAUUUGGUUCGGUGUUUAAAUGUGUAAAGAGGCUUGAUGGCUGUAUCUAUGCUAUAAAACGGUCCAAGAAGCCCUUAGCUGGCUCAGUUGAUGAGCAGAAUGCUUUAAGAGAAGUCUAUGCACACGCAGUUUUGGGGCAGCAUUCUCAUGUAGUCAGAUACUACUCUGCCUGGGCUGAGGAUGAUCACAUGCUUAUACAGAAUGAGUAUUGUAAUGGUGGCAGUUUAGCUGAUGCCAUAAGUGAAAACUAUAGAAAUAUGCGCUAUUUUACUGAACCAGAGUUGAAAGAUCUACUGCUGCAGGUAGCUCGUGGCUUAAAAUAUAUUCAUUCAAUGUCACUGGUACAUAUGGAUAUAAAGCCUAGUAAUAUCUUCAUAUCUAGGACAUCAGUUCCAAGUACGACAUCAGAAGAAGGUGAUGAUGAUGACUGGUCUUCUGACAAAGUUGUAUUUAAAAUAGGUGAUCUUGGUCAUGUAACUAGAAUAUCGAGUCCACAAGUAGAGGAAGGAGAUAGUCGUUUUCUCGCAAAUGAAGUUUUACAAGAGAACUAUACUCACUUGCCGAAAGCCGAUAUUUUUGCUCUUGCUCUAACUGUUGUGUGUGCUGCUGGUGCUGAGCCACUUCCGACUAAUGGGGACCAAUGGCAUGAAAUUCGACAAGGAAAACUGCCUAGAAUACCACAAGUACUUUCUCAAGAAUUCUUGGAGUUACUAAAAGUUAUGAUUAGUCCAGAUCCAGAGAGAAGACCUACAGCAGUGGCUCUGAGCAAGCAUUCAGUGUUGCUGUCAGCUGCCAAAAAGAGUGCGGAACAACUUCGUAUAGAACUGAAUGCUGAGAAGUUCAAAAAUUCACUCUUGCAAAAAGAACUGAAGAAGGCACAAAUGGCAAAAGCUGCAGCAGAAGAGAGGGCACUGUUCACUGACCGAAUGGCAACUAGAUCUUCAACACAAAAUAGAACAUCUCGACUCAUUGGAAAGAAAAUGAACCGAUCAGUUAGUCUUACUAUUUACUGAAAUAACCAUUCCAAAAAAAAUUGAGUAAAGACUAUGAAAUAGAAGUGGAUUGAAUUUUUGAGGAGUUGAAGGAAGAAUUCAGUUUCUCGUUUCUUGCCCAGUCUUCAAUCAGUGUCUCUAGUUUUAUAGAAAUAGCUUCUAGGAUUUUAAAUUGCAAAAUACAGCUAAUCAGCUGUAUUAACAAUUGAGGUAUUGGACUCUUACUCUUAAUAUCUGGUCUAUUGAAAAUGUUGGAUGUUGAUCCAUAAGCCUUUCAGUUACACUGUUAAAUGUUACACCGUCCCAGGGUUAACCACUAUAGUGGUGUGCUGCUUUUUAGUGAUACUAUAUUGUAACAAAACAAGUUUUCCCAAGUAAUCUUAAAAGGGCUUUAUUGAAAUGACUGUCCUUGAAACAGGGAAGGAUUGCUGAGGAGACUGGUUUAAGGCCAUUCAGUAUGCCUGGGGUCAGGAGAUUUUUUUUAUUGUGAAUUUUACUUGUCUAUUUGACUUGGAGCACUUUGUAGGCAUUACUUAAACCAUAGAUAAAUAAGCCUGUGGAAGUAUAUGCCAUGUGAAACUGCUGCUAUUUUAGUUUUUGUCCCUUGCUGUAAACUGUAGCAUUAAAACAAUCAUUGUUGUGUUAAUAGGCUUUCUGUUAAAACAAUUAUGUGAAAACUAUCUAAGCUGCCUUUAGUGAAAGCAGCAUUUUUCUUUGAAGCUAGUGCAUUGUAAACUAAUGCACCAAUUUUAUAUUUGAACUUUGUAUUAGUGUAGUGCAAUUGUUGUCUCAGCCAUUAAUAUUUUUGUAAUUUUUUUUUAAUAAAGUUCUCUGAAUGUUGGGGUUUUUCCUCUUCUCCCUCCCUUCAGUUUCAUGUUUGUAUGGCUUUUACAUUUUUUUGGAAAACCUGUACAUAAUUGUGCUGUUUUUAGUGUAAGUAUUUUGGCUGUUCUUCAAUGUUCAUGUACAUAACUGUUUGAUCUUGCUCAUAGUAUACUAUACUAAACUGCAGUCUGGGAUGCCAGAAGACUGCAUUGAAUCUAUUCCAGUGUAAGUUUUGAACCAAAUACAAUUGGGCUGUCCAAUCACUUUUUCUGAUACUAGUUAAAAGCUGACCGAUAUUGCCAAAAAUUGAAUUUGUAUAUGACUGGCACAUCUCUACUCAUUAACUUUGAUUUGAACAAUGUUCCCCGUUUCUGUUUCACUUAUUUGUAUUAGUAUUUAAUUGGAAUAUUAAAAGUCAAAAGGUUGAGCUUAA
This is a messenger RNA of Pelodiscus sinensis (Chinese soft-shelled turtle), 2809 nucleotides long. It is a transcript of the gene WEE1, whose product is annotated as WEE1 G2 checkpoint kinase. Gene Ontology annotation, molecular function: magnesium ion binding; ATP binding; non-membrane spanning protein tyrosine kinase activity. Gene Ontology annotation, biological process: protein phosphorylation; mitotic cell cycle. Lineage: Eukaryota; Metazoa; Chordata; Testudines; Trionychidae. The record is from RefSeq and is a predicted model, not a curated record. Gene Ontology annotation, cellular component: nucleus; cytoplasm.